CCGCCAACUCUCGUGCUGCUUCUCGCAAUCCUCGGGAAAUAGAUGGCCUCGGCUCUCCACUUUGGGCCCCUCACACUAUACCCCCACCCCCACCCGAAGGCUGCGCCACUUCAGCAGCCGCAUACAGCCUAAGAUGGCGGCAGGACCGAGCGGAAAUGCCCACGUGACCUAGAGAGAACCGCUCUGUUCCCAGAGCCUUAUUUCAUUUGGACAGAAAUCUCGCGAGAUCUCGAAGAAAACGAGGAGGGGGGGUGACUCACCAGAGUCUUUACGAAACGAAACGGGAGGGAGGGGAAGGCAAACCAGGGCGGGGAGGGAGGGGUAGAGAUCUCGCGCGAGCAGCGCUGUAAACAUUGUGUGAAGAAACCUCGCGAUAACACCUAGAUCCUCCUGAAUCGGGAGGAGUCCGCAGCCUCCCUAGUUCUCGCGGUAGCCUUGGGAUUUCUUCGCCCUCCCCCCACCUCUUUAUGCGGAGCGGAGAGUUCUCCCCGCGAUACCUUUUGCUGCAAGCAGAGGUGGGGGGAGGGGAUCGAGAGGAGGAAGAAGGGGCGUGGUUUGCGCGCUGAAGUCAGCACGGCGGCUGCGAGGGGGCGGAGGAAUAUAUAAAGGCCCGGGCCGAACUGGGGGGGUUUCAGUUAGAGACGCGAUUCCGAGGCGAAGUAGUGGCGAAAGCGACAGCGGCCCAAGCUAGUUCUACUUCUAGUGAAUCCGAAUUUCUCUACGCGGAGCGGGACCUCCCGACACGAUCUCUCGUUAUGAGUCAUGUGGCAGUGGAAAAUGCCCUCGGUCUAGAUCAGCAGGUAACCGGGGGCGGGAUGGCGGGUGGGCUUGGGGGACCGAGGCGUAUCCCCCCCCGCUCCCCGGCCUGUUUUCGGGGGCCCUCCGGACUCAUUGAAUCGAUCCUAGUUCGCCCCUUUACUCCUUUUAUUCUCGCCCCCCCCCGCAUCCUCCUCACGCCGCUCUCCUGGUGGCGCAUUUGACUGUGACGCAGUUCCUUUUGUGGGGUUCGCCCCAUUGGCGCCUCCGCGAAGCCCCGAGCCUCCCUCGGGAAAGGGAGCCGAGCGAGGCCAGCGGAGCCCCCGCGAACGAGGGAAGGGAGCGGCGCGGCGGAGAGCGGAGGGUAGCUCGGGUGAAGCGUCGCCGGGCCCUUUGAGGCCUGCUGUGGGGGCUUUGUGCGUCGCUGGCGAAUGCUUACAUCUGCCGGGCCCCCUAGCGGCGGCGGCAGGGAACUGCAGCGGGUGGGGGACAACGGCGGCCAUUGUGCGUGUGACGAAGCGAGGAGGGGGGAGAGAAAGAGGCUGCUCGGAGGCGCGUGCGCGGCUCCCUCUGUCUGGGGAAGGGGAGGAGGAGGGGGGAGUGGGAGCCACAAUGGCUCUGGUGCUGCUGCUGCUCCUCCCGCUCUCCCUCACGCGCGCGCGCGCGCCCCCGACUCCUUUGUCCUCGAGGCCCACGAGGUGGGGGGGGGAAGGGCAGGCCUAAGGCCGUGUCUUCCUCUCGUCUUGGCUUCUCGGAAGCCUGUUUAAAAUGAAGUUGCGCCUUCCCUCUGCCCGGUUCGGGGCGGGGUGGCGCUGCGCUAGAGCCGGCUCCCGAAGUAGGUCACGAAGCCGGCCGGGAAGGGGAAAGAGGAAUGAGCCACGUGACGCGGCCGGAUUAGCGGCCGCCAGUGAAAGCCGAGCGCCGCUGCUUGUGUCGCUCCGGCAGUAAACCCCGGCGGGGGGGGGGCGCUCCGUCUUCGCCAGGCCCGCUUGUGGGGGCGGGGAGGAGGGAGCGCUUUCCCCGAAGGCCCACCCGGCCGAGCGAGCCUGCCUUGUACAACUGCUAUUGGCUCUGUCUGAAGGCCGCGCGAGAUGAUGUGCAUCCAUCUUAAGUUGAAAAAGGGGAUUCUUGGAUAUAAAUGGAUUUUCUUAUUAACCCCCCCUUCCGCAAGCAAAAUUCAUUUUCAUGAGUACAUGAAAAUAUUCAGCAGCGGUAUUUUUUACCUUGGUUGUAUAUACGGCUUGGACAAUCCUAAGGCUUAGGCCCUUUUUUCUUGACAGCUUCAGUAAAACUACAGGAAGGCUAAGGUAUACAGUGUAAGCUUAAGUUCCAUUUUAUUUUUAAAAGCAUUGGCACAAGUAGUUACGUUUGAGGAAACGGGAAUUUGGGUUGUAGUCUACUGUAUUUUUGAAUGCAAAUAUUAAGCAUAUUGGAAGACAGCACUAAAUUGAGGCCUUUGUCCAUAAUGUCACAUGCUUUAAGUAAAACCAAAGUACGUUUUAAGGAGGUAUGGUUUAAAUUGACAUUAAAUUUACAACAGCAAUAUCAAAGCUAUUCUGGUGUCUAAGGCAGAGAGCCUGGUAAUUUACAAUGUGAGAUGAGAUUAGAAAUUCUUUACUACUUGAAGUAUUUUCAAUUAAUCAGGUUGCAUGACUAUUCUCUUCCUUUUUUAAAAAGUUUGCUGGUCUAGACUUGAAUUCUUCAGACGAUCAGAGUGGAGGAGGUACAGCAAGCAGUAAGUAUAUAAUUCAGAAUUAAAGCAUCUUACUGCAGCUAGUAGAGAAUAUUUGAUGGCAUGUUGGUCCAGUGCAAUAGUAGAAAAAUGGCAGAUUUUGAUGCUUGAGAGAGCAGAUCUAUGGCAUCCUGCAAGUACUGUAAUUGUAGACUACUAAAUCUCAUUGGUAUUCUAUGUAAAUCAGUUAUACGUAAAUCUGUUAUACAUUACGUAUUACCAUGCUAGAAACUUGCCUUUAAAAUGAAUGUUAAGAACCUUAAAUGGAUGUCUGCUUAAUCAGUUAAUUAACUGCAGACCUUGAAGGAAUAGACUGCAAGUUGCAUACAGUUUUGGUGCAUAAUAGUAUGAGCAUUGUAUCAACAAAAGGGAUUUAGUGAUUGUGUUACUCAAGAGUGCAUAAAUUGUUUCAUUUGCUAAAACGGGGUAUGUAUGUAUUGCCUAUAGUGAGGCGGCAGCACGUUCCAGUUAUUGUUGUUACUAUUAUUUAUUAAAUUUGUAUAUCAUCUGAGAAUACAAAAUACAUUACAAAGCAAAACAAACCAAUAACCCACUUCCCACAAACACAUUUGGAAAUCCAUAGAAUGUUAAUUAGCCAAAUGCCUGCAUGAAGAGCAGUUUUCAUUUGGCACCUUUAUUACAUAUAUUUAGGUGUCCCUAGGGGAGAGUAUUCCCCAAAUGGGGAACCACCAUCCAAAAGGCUCGUUCUUGUGUUGCCACCAUUUAGUUUUUUGCAUAUUUAUAACAAUGAAAAUACUUGGGAACGGGUGCUAUAUGUUUAGACUAUAUGCUUAAGCAUGAAGUACUUAAACACUUCUUAAUGUGCAUGUUGGUUUGGUUUUUUGCUUAAAAUACUGUAAGUUAUUUAUAGUUGCUAUAGCAAAAAUGACUAAGUUUAAUCAAUAAACAACAUAAGGUGUUAACAAUCUUGGCAAUAAAAGAGCAACAGACUUUGCUGUACAGAGUUUUAAUUUGAAACUUUUUUUUCCAACUUUCAGAAGGCCGGUACAUUCCUCCUCACUUACGGAAUAGAGAAGCUUCAAAGCAGGGUAUGUUCGUUGGUACUUGAAUAUAUGGAGCAUCAGGGUUAAAAAAAUAGGGUUACAACUGAAUUGAACUGCAAGAAUCUCAAAGUGUUGGGUGCUCAGAUUCAGGGAGAUUUGGUACAAGGGGUUGGACAUAUGAGUACCUAGGCUUUUGAAGGUAGGGAAAGGUAUUAAGAGUGCACAUUUAAGUAACACCUUAUUAAGUCUGUGGCAAAAAUUAGAUUCCUUCAUUCUACAGUGGGUACGGGAAAUAUUUGGGAUCAAUGUAGUUAGCUAGGCAAGUCAAAGUAAGCUGCUGAUUGAUGAGCUGUAUAUUUGGCUUGAGUAAUAAAGCUACUUAAGUAACAGUGCAGUCUGUUGUAAAAUGUAGUGCUUGCAUCCAAGCAGAAUAAGAGAAUGGUUUGCUCAUUUAGAAAGUUAUAGUAAUCAUGAAGUCAGGCAGUGAUUCCUGUAUUGAAAUAUCCACCCCAUUAUCAGAGUCUUUGUCAAUAAAGAAUUUGUAAGGGAGUGGCCCACACACAUUAUGAAAAUGUAAAAUAAAUGGUGACUGUAUACCCGUACUAUCAUCUUGAUUGACACUGGAAGCAAUUUUCAGCAGUUCCUGUAUACCCUUCUAAAUCUGCUGUGGAAGUUUCCUUAACCCUAUGGAGAUCUAGAAAGGAUGUGGUGGAUUGUAGAGCUGAUGAAGUACUGGUGAAAAUCCUCCACAUUCUACUAAUGGAAGUCUUACGGUCAGCUCAUUGACAUUUUUUUGUUUUCAUAGUUUGGUACAAUCCAUUCUAAUAAGAUGGUGGCUAUACCAUGCCCUGAAAAACCCUAUGUGUAGCCUGUAACCAUCAAUCCUGUUUAUGGGGAAGUUUGAACACAGAGCUUUGUCCAAGGAUUCUUGAGCUUUAAGCUGUUGGUUGAUUAAGCUCUUAAUCUCCUGCUAAAUUGCAUCGUGGUACUCUAAAAAUUCAACUCUCCAAUGCUAUAGGGGAAUAUGCUGCCUUAGUAGUGUCUGAUCAACAACUAAACUUGGGCUGCAAUCCAGUACUCAUUUACCUGGGAGUAAGUUAGUGUUUUACUCCAUGUGGCUUAAUUCAAAUAGGAUUGAAGUGCUGGAGACCAUCAGGUCUCAUCCCUCUCCCAACCUGUGACACCUUGUCUUGCCUCAGAUGCCUCUGCAAAAAUUACGUUGCUUGUGGACUGGCAGGGAGGCACCAAGAGUUCUCUAGAAUACUUUUUACUUGCAAUUGUGAUCUUUCAGUAUUUUAGCUUAAAUCUGCAUGGAGAAACUAAUUUACUGUGACUAUAAAUCAGUUCGUUGGUAAGUAGCUCUCAAAGUUAGGUCUCUCCCUACUUUGCUGCCAGAAGUCUUUUAAAAUAGGUGUGGAGAACCUAUGGCCUUCCAUAUAUUGACUGGUCUACAACUCUGGCCAUGCUUGGCUGAAGGGGAUAGAAGUUGCAAGUCCAGCAUCUUCUGGGAUGCAGGUUUCCAAGCCUACUCUAAAUAUCUGCAGAUUGAAUAUUGUGUCCUUUAUUGAACCAUGAUCUCUGCACAGUUCAGCAAAGCGGUCUGGAAGUGCUACUGAAUUUGGGAGCAGGGAAAUAAUGUACAGAUACUAGUUUUGCUAGUAUUCUAACUACUAGAUAGGAAAGUUUAGGUAUAGGGUGCUUAUUGUCAGGACAACUUGACUCUGCCCUCUUCGUUGCUCAACUGAUAGAAGUUGUGAAUAGUGGCAGAACAAGGGGCAUAAGAUGAAGCUUGUUCAAAUUCACAGAUUCUAAUUUCUAUUAGAAACUAACAGCUCUUUGCAAGAAAACUCAGUUGUAUUGGGGCUAACAAAUACUGAAUGGCAUUGAUAUCCAUCUAUUUGUAGUUGUCCUUACCCCUUCUCUCCUCGUGUAGGUAUGGAUACUGUAAAGACCAAUAGAGUUGUAUCAUAAAUCCACAGAAGCUCUUAUCACAAUUGGUCAAGUAUGUCACAAGUUCCUUUAUUUUUGCAACAGACUGAUACAGGUGACUGUGCGCAUUUGGAAGUUGUUGCCUCACAAGGACAUGCUUAGAAACAUUGAAGAGUGAUUCCUGCUGCUUCCAAGGACUAUCCAACACAAGAGGAUAGAAUGAACCUUUCCCAGGGGAAAGCUUAUUCUCUCUUGUACGCAUGUGGUUCAUUCUGAGUUUCUCUCAGUAGAUCCAUAGAAAUUAAUGGACCUAAGUUAGCCAUGUUUGUUUAUUUCAAUGGGUCUACUAUGAGUAGGACUAGGACGCAACCCUUAAAAGCAGCUGUAUAAAUUAUUGAGUGUGACGUAGCACAAUACCUGUUGAAUCAGAUGCAUUGCCCUUUUCUUGAGGGAAAGCACUCCUUGUGUUGGACUGUUUGGAGCUGUUGAGAGUUUAUCUUGGCUUCUCAGGGUGUCUUGACCUGGUGAGAGGCUGGCUCCUGCCAUUCCUAAGCCCUCUGUACAUGUGCUUUGGCAGCAGGACGGGGUUCCCCUAUGCUGGCCACCAGGAGGCAAGAGAGUGCUCUUGUUCUCUUUCCCUCUCAUCGCCAAAGGUGAGCUGGUGAGUGAUUGUGAAUGUGGAAGCCUGGAAAGUUGACAUCUUCACACGGAUAUUUUUAUGUUGCUUGAGUAAAAUAUCUUUUACAGGUUGAAGAAAGUCUACUGUACCAUUAUGUUGAGUUUUUUAUGCAUUUGAACGGGAGUGAAUUAUAAUGCUGGGAGUUUUAUGGCUCUUUUGCAGCAGGUAAUGCCUAUAACUAUGCGGCAAACUACUAUUCCAAUUCGAUGCCACCAAGAAGCUGUAAGUUGGUGUCAGGAUGGAGUGGUCUUAAAAAUUUGUCAUUUGAGAGCAUGCCUCUAAGCAUAUUGCAUAGUCAUAACUUGCAGUCGACUAACUGUGUGAGCAUUUGUUCCUUUACGCUCAUUGUCAGGCAUGUUUCCUUUGCCUGCAACUUUAACCUUUUUAGGGUUAAUUUGAAUACAGUAAACCCACAACUUACACACAGUUAGCUAGUAUGCAUUCAGCUUUACAUGCGUGGCAAAAAAUAAAAAGGGAGCGGGGUUCAAGAAAACAUUUAUUCGGCAAUCCCACCUGCUAUUGAACCCAAUGUGUUUUGAAUUUGGCUUUAGAUGCAAUCCCUGGAACGUAAAUUCUGCAUAAAUUGCGGGCUUAAUCUACUGGCUUACUGUGUUUAUGGAAAACUACACAUUAAGAAAACAACAACUUCAGUUGCACUUUGUACCUGAGCAAGCUUUUGUCGCUUCUAAUGGAUAGACUGAAAAAGACAAGGAAAGGUUUCCAAUUCUGCACCUUAUAAAAUUUAAACCUACAACAAUCCUAAUACUCAGGUCUGGCAAGUGCUGGAAUUGUGUUUUUUGGAUCUUCUGAUUUAUUAAACAAGGCAUAAAAGUAGCUGGCCCACAAGACACUUGAAAGUUACCAAGCCUUUUUAGUGCUAAUUUUCUAGCAAGUUUACCAUGCCCCACAGUUUAUUUAGUUACAUGUUGAAGCUGAAUAGUGUGCAGUGCUGUCUGGUGUGAAUAAGGUAUAAGAAGAGCCCUUCUGGAUCGGUGCAAAGGCCUAUCUAGUUCAGCAUCCUGCUCUCACAUUGGCCAACCUAAUGCCUAUGCGAAGCCAACAAGCAGAAACUUAGCGCACCAAUUCUAGUUCUUUCCUCUUGAUAAGUACUUGGAGGUAGUAAAUAGCUACUGUAACUAGUAGCCAUUAAUAACCAUUCUGUUUGGAUGUAGAAUUUUAGACACCUAAUAAAAUCUUUUUAAAUAUGGAAGGAAAUAACACGAUAUACUCUGAACUUAAAUACCAAUAAUUUAUUUUCCUUAAUUAAUGGAGGGGUUGUGUGCUUAAUCCAAUUUAAAGAAUUUCCCAAUUAAAAAAAUCUAUGAACUUCUCCCCAUAGUCCUUGGACAGGUUCUUUAAGCAGGUUCACAGAACUUAUAUAAGUUUACAUAUUAGCCUAAUGUACUACAUCUUUGAAAACUAUUAUUCCAACAGAUGUCAUGUUGCUUUUUUCAGUUCUUUUGCAUUUUGGUUGCUUAUAGGUUGGAUAAGUAUUUGAAGUAUUUAGAAUAGCUUGUUCUAAGUAACUUAGUAGAACUUGGCAUUUUGAAAUCUAACACAAACUUCAGGUUUUUGGAAUGUUAAAGAAUAACAAUUAGAUGGAGCAGAAUCUUACUUCAUCUAAUCUAGAGAUGUAAAAUCUUUUUAACAGUGCUGAACAAACAAUUUUUCUAGAACUUCUUAAAAAACUGAAAUACAUGUACAGUAAAUUGUUAAAUACAGAAAGUAUAAAUGUUAGGGUGCUGUCCAACUCCCUAAUCUACUGUGGUAGCAGGGGGCUCUCUCUUGUGAGUCCAGAUCAAUCUGCUCUGGCGGUGCAGAUUCCCUAUUCACCCACUGAAAAUGUUCACUGGUAGGAGUACUGUCAGCAAGCUUCACUCCACCAGCUCAUAAAAAGUCCCCAACUGGGGAGGGAUCAGGGUAAUUCAGCUGGCCUGGGAUCUGCUGGAUCCUGAGCUGACCCCACUGUUGUCAAUUGAUUGCAUUGGUCCUGAUAGCUACAACAACUCUGCUCUUGACUUCCAAGCUGACCAGUGUGAGUGACAGUGCUGUGGGUGUGGCAGUGGCUCUGCUAAACCCUGCAGCUGCCUGGACAGAGGUUCAAUUGCUCUGCUAGUCCGACAAAUAAAUUCAGCAUCUUCGAAGUACCAAACGUGUCUCAGUGGAAGGAUCUUGUAGUGAACAGAAACCUUGUAGUGAACAAUCUUUUUACUAGGGCUUAAGUAGUUAGCAUCAUCUAGGAAUUGAAGAAUCAAUACAACCCCCUAAGGUAACAGUGGGAUAGUUUGGAUAUCAUGCUAAAUCACAGUUAAGUGUGAUGCAAGCAAGCCUUGGACUCGUACACUUCCUUCUCGUGCUUCCUUUGGUGUGCAGCCAUCAACAGGAGUUAAGACUUCUUUUCUGUUAAGUGCAGUUUAUGUCCAAAUUGACAAGCCUGUUAAUGCUAAUUCUGGUUUCAACUUGGCUUGUUGCAAAUGGUUCUGUAGUUAAUAUUCACCAGUUUGUCAGUUUGGACAUCUAGCAUUGAUACCAAUCUUUUUGGGCUAUUGGGCACAUUUGGAAUGAUGAGAGUUCUGUGGGCGUCACCACCUCUGGUUGCUUCUUUCUCAUCUCUUUCCAUCUCCCCCUGCAGACAGAAAGCACACAUUUUGACUUGAGUAGAUAUUGGAUCCAGUAGAAAAAAACAGAUACCCAAAAAAUGACCAUGAGAAUAAAGAUUGCAGUGUGAGACUGCACAGUAAAAAAUGCAGAUCUGGUCUUCCCACUAUCACAAACAUAUCAAUGGCACAAAUUCUAAUGGAUGUCCUCCAGAGUACCACAGUGGCCACCCCAGGCAUAACAAGUUGUGGUCAAGCACAAAUAUAAGUUGAAGCCUUCAGAACUCCUUGUUAGCGUGUCAAGGAAAGUGUGUGAGCCCAAGGCUCACCAAGGUUCAUUUGCAUCAGUUAACUGGCUUAGACUCAAACAUCAUUUUAUGAACUUUAUACUGCAAUCUGCUCUUACUAGGAAGCAGGAUUUGUAAUCAAAAUAAUACAACACUCAUCGUUGACUGGUCUGUCGUCAUUCCAUUCAUAAUAAAAUAUAUAUUUGCCAAGUUUAGCACAGGAUCUUGAAUCUUGCUUCAUUCGGUUUGACUAGCUUUCUUUAGAACAUGCUUCUGUUUUCAGCAUGGCAGCGAGUAUUGAUGCACAAAACUAAUACACAUACGAAUCACUGCAUUAGUUUCUUUUUUAAAAAAAUCUCUUGGCUCAACUAAAUACACACCUUUCUAUAAAACCUGGUUUGCAGCUUUGUAAAGUGGUUCACAAUGCAGCAUCCAUGUCAGGCGAAGGCUUGCAUUUCUAAUCAAGAAUUUAGGCCCAACACUACUCUGCUUUUCCCCGAAAGGAGCCUUUCAUGUAAAUUUCUGGCAGCAAAAGUCGCACUGAUGCUGUGGAGCUUGCAAGAACUUGCUAGCGCAUUUUACCCUUUAAUUUUGUAACUUUUUAUUCUCUGCCAAAGAUUCCCCCAGCUGGGACUCUCGUGGAGGUAAUGGCUAUAUGAAUGGAUAUGAUCGUGACAGCCGGAUGAAUGGCUACGAUCGUGAUCGUGGUGUGUUUGGAUCCAGAGGAGGAUCUGGACGUGAUGACAGAGGUGGGCGAGGGAGACCUGGCACCUUUCAUCCAACAAAACCUGAGUGUCCACUGCUGCUCUUGGCAAUAAAGACAGCUUCUUUCUAGAGAGCUUAGAUCAGGUUAUAGUAGCAUAGGUUGAGACUUCUUAGGGAAGUUUGAGGCUUGGUUUAUCAAGUACCAUUUGCAGAGCUGCUUUGCCCUCAGCUGGAAAGCUACAGAAUUAGUACUGAUUCUUGUUGGUUAUUUGAAUUUGGAUCCUGGAGCCAUUAUUAUAGUUACAGCUAUAGGAUACUACCGUAGAAUUCUGGAGUUGUAUAGUUAUCCAAAUCAAACAGUCAUACGAAUGUCUCAAGAACAGUGAAGCUUCUCACUGAGUGGCCUCAUUAUACCAGUUACCACCGACUCCAGAUUUUGCCUGUCAGGAAAUACCAUCAGUCUCCAGGUCUUUUCACUGCUUUCUAUUUCAUCAUCUUUGCUUCAGUGUACCUGUGGACACAUUGAUGGACUCCGGGAAGGUCUCAUUUUCAGCCCAGGUUGCCAUUUUUUUCUUGAGACAAAUUAAUUGUAACUAGAAUAAGAUAAUGACAUAAUUCACGAAAAGUUGCCUAAUGGCCAUACUCUACUACAACGCCAUGGGCACAAAAGUAGGCAGGGUCCUAAUGGACAUUUCUAGGCUUUGCUUUUGGGGUUUGCUGCAGCUCGAGAGAAUCAUCGGCUGCUGCCUCUUGAAUAUAAUUUGCUACAUGAUCACCCUGGACCAGCUUUUUAAACUCUGCCAUCUUGCAAUAUUGGCAGUAAAACACCCGAUUUCAGUGCCUUUCCUUGAUUUAAAAUGUGCAAUAAAAUAUGGGAAUUUCUCUUAAGACAGGCUGCUAAUUACCCAAACAUUUUCAUGGUGAUGGUUUGAGGGAUUUUGUAGGGAUUUUGUAUCUUUGCACUGAGCAUCUACACAAUCAGUGAUUUCAUUGGUGAUUUUAUUAUUCCUAGGAUUUGAUGGUGGGUGGAAUGCUGGCAGAGACAGGGAUGCUGCAUACAGUAGCUUUGGUGCAAGGAGUGACCGUGGAUCAGGAAAAUCAAGCUUUUUUGCUGAGCGUGGUAAUGGUUCAAGAGGAAGGUAAAAAUGUAGCUCUCUUCCCAUUAAAAAUGUGAAUGCCACCACUGUAAAACAUUCAGUAAUCUGUAGAAAUAGGGGAGAACUGACUGAGGUUAAGACAUGUGCUUUUUGUGUUGAAAGCCUACUUUGUAGCUCUUAGGCUUGCAUUGACUGCAGCAUGUUAAUUUUUAUGUGUAUAGGGCUACCCUCUCAUUUCCACCAACUUACUGCUGUAGGACUUCUAAAGUUUACAUCCAUAUAAUAGAAGUCCUUGUGCCUUCUUAGCAUUAGCACAUAGGCCCCAGCAGAAAGACAGGGGAAUGACAAUUUAGAGCAACUUUGCAGUUAUGGCAUAUAUCUGGGAUUGGAAGGAGCUCUUUCACUAAGCCUUCUCCUUGUUUGAUGAAGGACCAGGAGGCUGGGGCGUUAAGGGGAUGUGGCAGAAUUGUGUUGUGAGAGCAGUAGAGGAGUUAAAUGAUAGUCCAAUUCCCAACGUGGAUUAAAAUGCAAUCUGAACAGGUGUGCCACCUCAAAUUUCAUUGGUAUUCUGUCCACAUGCCUCAUAUGUGAGACAGUUGAAAUAUUGGGGUAAUAUAUCCUUCUCAAGGGGAUGUCAAAUCUUGGGAAAUAGAUAGCUGUGGUGUUAUACGGAUUUAUUGUUUAAUUAUAUCAUGAAAUACUUUGAAGCUGCCUAGCAGCCAGGCAGCUUCAUUAGUGUGUUUAGUACAUCACAUCACAGAAACUGUCAUGAAAACUGGUUUUAGUGUAAUUUCAUGUAAUCUAGGUUUGAUGACCGUGGUGGAAGAGGCGGUGAAUUUGAUGGCAUUAGCAGUCGUGGUGGUGAUAGAAGUGCCUUUGGCGGCAGAUUUGAUCGUGGUGGAAACAGUCGUUGGUCUGAUAAAAGUGAUGAAGAUGACUGGUCCAAACCACUUGCCCCAAGUGAACGUGUGGAGCAGUAAGUACUAGCAGUGGGAUCUGGUGGUCUGUAAGUCAGGUAUUCAGUGCUGUGUGAUAGUACAUUGAAUGUUUAUCUUCUAGGGAGCUGUUUGCUGGUGGGAAUACUGGCAUUAAUUUUGAGAAGUAUGAUGACAUUCCGGUUGAAGCAACAGGCAACAACUGUCCUCCACACAUUGAGAGCGUAAGUAUUUGUUUAAUGCUACAACUAGUGUGCUGCUUACACUAGAAUACCAAGGGACUACUUUUAUACAUUUAAAUUAGCGUUGUGGAUCUGAUGGUCCUUCAAAAGGGACACUUUACUUAAAAGUCUUCGUCUUUAAUAAUCUAUGUGAUUGCUAUAGGCAACAUGGAAUUGCAUGCAGAUGAAUGAAUGCAGGAUGUUGGAGGAGGAACAUAACUCUCCUUGCCUCCAGCAGCACACUAUAUUUUUAUGUUAGGCUUUGAGAAAUAUGCUUUGCUGCCUUUGUAUUCAGCAUAAACAAAAGGGGAUACCAAGAAAGGGAAGGGGACAUGCCAUCUUACAUAAGAAUCAAAUGGGCUGGUGAGGAAGAUGGGAAGUUUCUUCCAUCUGCAUUAGCCCACUGCAAGACUUGUUGGUAUCCAGCCUUUUAGCAAGAUGCUGGAAAAUGAGGGGCAAUUCUCCGCCUAUCCUCUGCCUUCCCCUCUUCUGAGUGUAAAGCAAACUUUUUGGGCUUUUACCAGGUUGUUUAAUAACUUGAACUCUGUUGCAGUUCAGCGAUGUUGACAUGGGAGAAAUCAUUAUGGGGAACAUUGAACUCACCCGCUACACUCGGCCUACUCCAGUGCAGAAAUAUGCUAUCCCUAUCAUCAAAGACAAGAGAGACUUGAUGGCUUGUGCCCAGACAGGCAAGUUUGUGUUGGCUAUGUGUUACUGCAGUGUUCUAAUUGAGAAAUUUGGGGGUGUUAAUUGAGGGUUCUUGGGUGUACAUAGUGAGGGAUAGGCCAUUCCCUUUACUGGCAGUUGACUCUAGCACAACAUGGACACCGAUAAUGUGGUAAAAUGUAUAUUAGGAUUUAAAAUACCACCCUAAAUUUAAUGCCAGUUUCAGAUUAACUUGAAAUGAGUACAGGAUGGAUGGAGCAUAACAUUUGGGUGGGAUUUAUGGAAUGAAAAGGUUUUUGCAUUGCUUUAAAGAUUAAAUGUCUUUUUUUUUUUUAAAGGGUCUGGAAAAACUGCUGCAUUUCUUCUGCCCAUAUUGAGUCAGAUAUAUACAGAUGGCCCAGGUGAUGCCCUCAGAGCCAUGAAGGCAAGUUCAUUAUAUCUGGUUUAAACAAACAAUGCAGUACUUCAUUUUAGCACUGUGCGCAUUGCCAUCUCUGUUACAUUGCUGAAAAAUGUAGAUCUUGAGUACAAAUAUACCCUUUAUUACAUUUAUUCAUCGCUUACUACAUAAAGCAACAUAAUUUACUAAAAGCAAUCAUCCUGCAAUAUUGUAGAAAGGAUGGAUUUUUUUUUUUUUUGCACCCCACUAAAAGAUAAAUAUUAAAGCAGGCUAGGGUACCAUUAUAGCGUAUAAGAAUCAAAUGCCAGAGUAAAUGACGAAAUGUUGGCCUACUGCCUAAAAGUUGAUAAUUGUGCCAGGCACCUCUCCCCAACAACCCCAUCUAGAACAGGUUCCACCAUAACAGCAGGUGAAUUGAUUUUAAGACACUGCCAUCAAAUAAGUUUACACAUCAGGAUGGAGUUUGCACAGAAUUACCCAGAGUAGGUCUAGGUUCAGUUGUAGCCAGCAUCUUGAUUAUGAUGACAGUCACACUGCUAGAAUAGCUGUGAUGCUAAUAGUUACUGGCACAGCUUGUGGUUCUCCUGCCUGGGUGCAGUCAUGAACACUGCAGGAUUCAGACCACAACCUUUAAAAAGCUUUAUGGAAAGAGCAGAGUAAAAGGUGUAAACACUUGGGUAGCAGAUUGUGUUGAGAAAUAACUGUUACUAGCAGCUUAUUUUCCAGCUGGUAAUGAGGACUUAAUAUUGCAGGAAAACGGAAGGUAUGGACGCCGUAAGCAAUAUCCCAUCUCACUCGUUUUGGCUCCCACAAGAGAGCUGGCAGUGCAGAUAUAUGAAGAAGCCAGAAAAGUAAGUAUUAUUCAGGGAGUGGCUAAUACAGCCACAUUGACCUAUGGUUAACAAUACAGGAGCUGAAGGUGCAAGUGACAAAUUGCUAACUUUUAAAAGAGGAAAAUUGGGUGGGUGGUUAAAAAACUUUCAUGUAUCACAGAAUCACAGCAGUAGUGGUCACUGAUUCUCCCCGCCCCCCAAGAAAAAUCUUAAAAGAACAAAAAAAAAAUUGGGGUGAGGGAAUCUGCAAAAAUCCCAGGGCAAGGGGGAUGGGCACAUGAGGCCUGUAGAUUAGCCAGCCCUGUGGUAUUGUGCUCCUAGGAACUUGAUAUCUCAAGUCUUGAAUUCUAAAACUAAAUUUUGUUCCCAUAGUUUGCAUAUCGCUCCAAAGUCCGCCCCUGCGUCGUGUAUGGUGGGGCCGACAUUGGUCAACAGAUACGUGACUUGGAACGUGGUUGCCAUUUGCUUGUAGCAACUCCAGGUCGUCUUGUAGAUAUGAUGGAGAGAGGAAAGAUUGGACUGGACUUUUGCAAGUAUGAAAAUAAUAUUUUAAUAAUUUUAGCAUUUUGACAGCAGCAUAUUAACAUGGAAUCUUGGAAAUCCUAAUGUGGUCUUAUAAUACCUUCCAGAUACUUGGUACUGGAUGAAGCUGAUCGUAUGCUUGACAUGGGGUUUGAACCUCAAAUCCGUCGUAUUGUUGAGCAAGACACUAUGCCACCCAAAGGUGUCCGUCAGACUAUGAUGUUCAGUGCUACUUUUCCAAAGGAAAUUCAGGUAUUCUGUUUUGCAAAGUAGUUGAAUGCCCCAUUUCCAGUGAGUCAGCAUACUAUAGAAGUGGUGAUACUCAAACCCAGCAAGCAGCUGCUGUUGUAGGCAGCUAACCAUAGGUAGAGAACAAGAAAAAUUCUAAGUAUUCCCCCCCCCGCCCGAAUACUUUGUUUCUAGUUUAAAAUAUGGAGAGAAACACCUAGUUUGUAUGCGUCCAUGGAAGCUUAUAGCUAUAGGUAAGUCUAAUGGGGGUGGAUUCAUUAUUUAAUUGUCUCUCAUACUGAGUAGAGUUCUCUCUUUUGAAGAUGCUUGCUCGUGACUUCUUGGAGGAAUAUAUCUUUCUGGCUGUUGGCAGAGUUGGCUCUACAUCUGAGAACAUCACACAGAAAGUAGUGUGGGUGGAAGAGUCAGACAAACGGUCAUUUCUGCUUGACCUCCUAAAUGCCACAGGUAAAGACUGUUUGGGAGAAAUCCAACACAACUCUAAUGGCUCAGGUAAUGAGAAUCUAUGUUAGGUGGAGGAAAAGCUUCAGACUUUUCCUCCUUGUUUUCUCCUAUAUUUGAAUAUUUUUCUUUAAUCUGCAUGCAGCUAGCUUGACUAGUAAAGUUGUUAUUUUUUUAUGGUUGCAGUCAUAAUACUAGUUUGCACCACUUGGUGGUGCUAUAACAAUAGAUUUGGCAUUGUUUUGCUAAUGAGAUGCUUCGCUUACAUAGGAAAAGAUUCCUUGACUCUGGUGUUUGUGGAGACUAAAAAGGGGGCUGAUUCUCUGGAGGAUUUCCUCUACCACGAAGGCUAUGCUUGCACAAGCAUCCAUGGUGAUCGCUCUCAGCGAGACAGGGAAGAGGCAUUGCACCAGUUCCGUUCAGGCAGAAGUCCCAUCUUGGUUGCCACUGCAGUAAGUAUAGACUUGGUUAAGAAAAUGCUUGUGUCUUUGUAUUGGCUCUUUACACUGCAGUUUGAGCUUAUGGGGAGCUGAUGGCUGACUCUUUAUCUUCAUUAGGUAGCAGCAAGAGGAUUGGAUAUCUCAAAUGUAAAGCACGUCAUAAACUUUGAUUUGCCAAGUGACAUAGAAGAAUACGUGCAUCGCAUUGGCCGUACAGGCCGUGUCGGGAAUCUUGGUAAGACACUCUUCAUCAACACCUUGAUAAAACUUCCACGGUGGUAUAAGCAUUUGUGUUUGCAUACUAUGUGGACUUUUAAUGUCACUAAACUCCAUCAGCAUGUUUUGAGUAUGAAAAAGUUGGUAACUGAGUAGACUAGAACUGGUUUUGUGCAGAAGAUCUUUGGUUAACAGAGGCAUGUUGUGAAAGAUUCACAUGAAAUAUUCCCAUUCCUGCAAAGCACACGGCAGAUUACCUCAAUGUGGGAAAGGGUGGAUGUCAUUAUACGCCUGUGUGCAAAAUUUCUUGAAUGCUGCUUUACAGUUCAGCUACUGCUGUAAUUAAAAGUUUUUGUAAUUGGAGAGCACUCAGGAAUAUGUCUUACCCAUGCUCUUGGUAUUUUGAACAUACAGCUUCCUUACCUUGCCUUAAUAUGCUGUAUUUCUUUCUUUAGGUCUUGCCACAUCAUUCUUCAAUGAGAGGAACAUAAAUAUCACAAAAGACUUGCUAGAUCUACUUGUUGAAGCUAAACAGGAAGUACCAUCUUGGCUAGAAAAUAUGGCAUAUGAGCAGAUUCACAAGGGUGGAAGCAGUCGUGGGCGAUCAAAAGGGUAAGUUGAGUUAAUCCCUAAGCAGUUAGAUGUCAUGUAGAUGAGCUGGAAUGAUACCCAACGUCAAAGCAAAAUACUUGACUUCCAUAUAGCAGUAUAAUAUUUUACUUCUGUAUUCCUCCCUUUGGCCCUUCAGUGGAAGACAGCGCUCUUCCUUUCUGCAGGAUGAGAAGAAUAGUAAUUACUAGCCAGGAGAGGUUGCUUUUAAAAGAGGACACAUGGAGCAGCAUGAUAAAAAAUUGAAACCAUUGCCCUCGCUGGCUCUGGGGAAAUGAUAUUUUAGUGGAGUAUGGCCCAUAUAAUAAGCCUGCUCAGCAGAAGGUGCUUGGUGUAACACAAUUCUUAAGAUUCCAUUAUUAAGCACCAUCAAAAUAGUUAAUUUUUAUUAUUAAUCAGCAGCGGAGAUCUUAGGAGAAAUAUGGUUGUCCUUCAAUUUCUAGAGCUCUCAUGGUGGCUUGUAACUCGAACAUUUAUAAACUAUUACUUUGAAGCAGCAAGGUGGAUUUAACAGAUCUGUUUGCUUGGGUCUUUAUACGAGACUCCCUUUUACCUGGCAAUACACAAUUCUGCGCUGGAUGAGUGCUCUACGGAUUGGGAGCCACAGCUGUGAAGGCCCUUUAUCUGGCUGCUUCUCUCCCAGCCUCUGAAGGCAGGGGCUGCCAGAGGCAUUUAGGCUGGUUUAUGUGGAAGUGGGCAUUUCUUCAGAUACUGGCUCUGAAACGGAUUGGGGCCAGCAUUGCUUUGCUUGGCGCCCCCUCUCCCGAAAUACCUUUUAUUGAAAAUGAAAUACAUAACAUUAAAAAUUAAUAUAGUACAUAAUUUUAGCCAAGGGACUGGCAAUUGUUGAAGAACUAGCUAAGAUGUUUGAUUAACUGAAUUUCCUGAUGUAGCAACAUGAAGGGCAGUGAAUGAGGAAAUGUAUUAAAUAGCAUACUUAAGGAACUGUGGUCUUCUAAUUGCAACUUGUUGCUGUUCUUUCCUCUAGCCGUUUCAGUGGAGGGUUUGGUGCCCGAGAUUAUCGAACAAGUAGCAGUACCAGCAGCAGCAGUAGCUUUGGCAGCAGCCGCACAAGUAGUGGGCGCAGCGGUGGCAGUGGUGGUGGCGGUGGCCAUGGAGGCAGCAGAGGAUUUGGAGGUGAGUUUCAUUUCACAGUGUGCCUUGGGCUGUUGGAAUGAAGGAAGGUGGUGGGGAAAUCUAAACUCUUGGGUUUUUCCCAAACUGUAGAAAAUAAGAUUGUAAAGGUAAAUUCACUUGGUCAUAAACUCUUCUUGCCUUUUUGUCUUAAUAGGUGGAGGUGGUGGCUAUGGCGGCUUCUAUAACAGUGAUGGAUACGGAGGAAACUAUAACUCUCAGGGGGUAGAUUGGUGGGGCAACUGAUCUGCUUGCUGCAGAUUCUUACCAAACAAGCUAAUAUGGAAACCACAUGUAACUUAGCCAGACUAUACCUUGUGUAGCUUCAAGAACUCGCAGUACAUUACCAGCUGUGAUUCUCCACUGAAUUUUUUUUAAGGGAGCUCAAGGUCACAAGAAGAAGGAAAGGAACAGAAGCCCUACUUUGAAGGUUUAAAGACUCCAUUGUAGUUGAGAUUAACUCCUCCACCCCCCUACUCCCAGACUGUAUUUAUAAUUUUGUGACUGAGGAUCAUUUGUUAAUGUACUGUGCCUUUAACUUUAGACAACUUUUUAUUUUGAUGUCCUGUUGGCUCAGUAAUGCCCAAGAUUAUCAAUUGUCUUGACAAAAUUACUCUACUUGGGCUUUAAAAAAAUCAAACCUUGGCACGCAGGUGUGAUACAACUUACAGGAAUCAUUGAUUCAUCCACUUUAUACUACAAAAAAAAACUUGUGCGGUGGCCUGCAUUAGGGCUUUGAUACUCAGAUUUGAAAAAAUAAAACAUCUUGAAGCAUAUCAAUGGAAUUAGUUUCUAAUGUGGCAAAACUGUACUAAGUUAAAGUUGAUUUGCUCACUCUAUCCUGGAUAGGUACUUAGAACCUGAUAGUCUUUAAUAAGCCAUUCCAGUCAUGAUGAUGAUGAUGAAGUGAUGUAUGGAUACAUGCAUACAAGCACUGUUUUAAAGUUAAUGCAAGUAAACACAGCAAUUCCAGUGUUUAGGCAGAUUAUUAAUGUGAGCUAGCCAAAUGGAGGCGGAACAUUACAGGGAAUGUUUAAAGGUCUGAACUUGAAAUAGUUUUUAGGAGAAUUCAUCUACUUAGACUUUUCAAAAUUGCCUGCCAUAUUAAAAUUGAAAUGGUAGAAUGGCUGACCACAACAGUGAUGGGUCCACCUUUUAAGGGCCUGACUGAUUUUUUUGGUCUUAACGCAUGCUAGUGUUGAUGUUUUUUGGUCAAGGGGGAAUGAACAGGAAGAAUUAUGCAGCAGGCUUUAUUUUAAUGCAGAUUCACAUUACUCUGUUCAAGCUGCGUUGAAGUGUUAACUGGCUUACUGUAGACUUGUAAAAUGGCUCCAGAAGAGUAACAAAUUCUGAGAUCACAAAGGUUGGAAUGUACAUAACUGCACAAGGUUUCAAUUCUGCUAUCAAGUGCAGUUUUAGUCAGUUUUAGUUGCAUAGGUUUCCAUUGUAUUUAGUCUGUUAUGCUGAAUCUGGCCAAAGAUAAGUAUUUCCAACAGUAAAAUGCCUCUGCCACUUAGUUUCUCUGAGCUAUCUUCUGCGGCCAGAGCUGUUACCAACUCUUAGUCUAAGUGGCAUAGGACAACAGCAAAAUCUCCUAAAGUGCAAUAGAUCUUUUCAAGUGUAUUGUGCCUUGUUCUAAACUUUAAGUAGGUGCACUUGACAGUAUUUGAGGUCAUUUGUUAUGGUGCUAUUUCAAUUAGUCUAGAUUUAGGCCCUUGUACAUUUUGCCCAUAACUUUUUACAAAAUACUUCUUUUAUUGCACAUUCAGAGAAUUUUAUAUGUCUUGUGUGCGUGUCCUUAACUUCCAAUCUUAUUUUGUCUCUUGGGAGACUGAACGCAGCUUGUCUAAGGAGGAGGAACUAGAUUCUAAAACUGGGACCAUGGGAAUAAUGGUUGGGAAGAAAACUUUGCACACGACAGAUUUCUAGAUACUUUUUGCUGCUAGUUUUGUGUAAUAUUUAUUGAACAUUUUUGACAAAUAUUUAUUUUUGUAAGCCUAAAAGUGAUUCUUUGAAAGUUUAAAGAAACUUGACCAAAAGACAGUACAAAAACACUGGCACUUGAAUGUUGAAUGUCACCGUAUGCGUGAAAUUAUAUAUUUCGGGGUAGUGUGAGCUUUUAAUGUUUAAGUCAUAUUAAACUCUUAAGUCAAAUUAAGCAGACCCGGCAUUGGCAAUGUAGCCGUAACUUUCUGAUAGUAAAACAAAAAUUGGCAACUUUAAAAUUAAACAUGCCAAGGUUUUGAUACACUUGUCUUAAGAUAUUAAUGAAACACUUCAAAACACUGACGUGAAGUGUCCAGAUUCUCAGAUGUUUGUUGCGUGAGUUUUUGUUUAGUUGUGUGGUUUUUUUUUCAGUGAAUGUCUGGCACAUUGCAAUCCUCAAAACAUGUGGUUAUCUUUGUUGUAUUGGCAUAAUCAGUGACUUGUACAUUCAGCAAUAGCAUUUUAGCAAGUUUUACAGCCAGCAAUAUUAUUCAGUUCAGAUAAGGAUUCAAUCAUAUGCAAAGAAUGGGUUUAAUCAUAUGCAAUGAACGGAUUUAAACUUGCUGAAUGUAAAGAUUUGAACUUCAAGUCACUGUAGGUUUAGUAAUUGCUUAUUGUAUUAGUUUAGAUGCUAGCACUGCAUGUGCUGUGCAUUGCUCUCAAUUUUAAUAAAAUAAAAAGUUGAAAUGCACUUU
This is a messenger RNA of Podarcis lilfordi (Lilford's wall lizard), 20133 nucleotides long. Lineage: Eukaryota; Metazoa; Chordata; Lepidosauria; Squamata; Lacertidae. The record is from the annotation of a GenBank genome assembly.